AUGCCCGCCGAAGAACUCUCCGAGUUCGAAAAGCAACGCCUAGCCAACAUCGCCGAACGCGACCAACUCCUCAAAAAACUGAAACAAGAAGCCCAAUCCUCCGGCCUCGCCCUCCCACCACCACCACGCCCAACAGCCAAAAAGCCACCGACAGACUCUUCCAGACCGAAAAAGAAGCCCGCACCCAGAAAACCAGUCGCCCAAGAUGACCCUGCCCCGCGUCGUGUAUCCUCCCGCCUGCGCGGAAUCGCCGCAGACAGCGAAGUCGCGAAGCGCAAGGCGGACGAGCAGCAGGAGGCGUUGAUGGAGGCGGAGCGGGCGAAGAAGGUGCGUAAGUCGGAUGCGUUUUCGUUUAAUGAGAUGGUUGUUUCGGGGCAGAAGCUUAGCCUUGGUGGGGAAGGGUUGAUUGGGGUGGAUGUUGUGACGAAGGGGGUUGCGAAGCCGUAUGAGCGGACGUUUGGGGAUGAGGAUAUCAAGAUGACGACGGAUGAGGAUUUGAAGGCGUUGAGGGAGGAGAUGAGUGGGUUGCAGUUGUGGGAGGCUUGGGAGCCGAAUCGCAUCAAGUUAACUCCCGAGCGAAUCUACACGAUGACCUUCCACCCCUCAGAAACAAAGCCAUUGAUCUUCGCAGGAGACAAAAUGGGUCACCUUGGUGUCCUCGACGCAUCCCAGGAAAAGCCCGUCUCCGUCAAAAACGAAGACGACGAGGACGCAGAAGAUGACCCAGACCCUAUCCUGACAACUCUCAAACCACACACCCGCACCAUCAGCUCCAUGACCAUUCAUCCUGCCAAACCAACUCACCUCUACACGGCAAGCUACGACAGCUCCAUUCGCGAAAUGGACCUGGAAAAGACCACAUCUGUUGAGAAAUACGCCCCGACAUCCCUAGCAGACGACCUCCCUCUCUCCGGCAUCGACAUGGCCCCCGACGACCCUAACACUGUCUACUGGACCUCCCUCGAAGGCGCCUUUGGUCGACAUGACAUGCGCGCGCCUCCGCCCUCAUCAACAGAGGUCGUGGAGUCAUGGCAGCUGUCUGAGAAGAAAAUUGGAGGAUUCUCGCUCUAUCCAACGCACCCACAUUACUUCGCCACGGCGAGUUUAGAUCGGACAAUGAAGCUAUGGGACCUCAGGAAGCUCUCGCGCGAUGAACCCGUCCCUGUCGGUGAACAUGUCAGCCGAUUGUCUGUUUCGCAUGCAGCGUUCAAUUCUGCAGGUCAGGUUGCUACCUCAUCGUAUGAUGAUAGUCUUAAGAUCUACGACCUGGCAGCGCAGGGCAUUAACACCUGGCCAGAAGGCCAUGGCAAGACCCUUUCAGACGAGCAAAUGAAACCAGAUACUGUCGUUCGUCAUAACUGCCAGACUGGUCGUUGGGUUACUAUUCUCCGCCCUCAAUGGCAACAAAACCCGCAAUCCCCUAUCCAGCGUUUCUGCAUCGGAAAUAUGAACCGCUUCGUCGACGUCUACAGUUCCUCGGGUGACCAGCUCGCCCAGCUGGAUGGCGAGGGCAUCACUGCCGUCCCGGCUGUGUCUGUCUUCCACCCAAGCAAGAACUGGAUUGUUGGAGGGACGGCGAGUGGGAAGGUUUGUUUGUGGAUGUAA
Aspergillus chevalieri is the source of this 1605-nucleotide messenger RNA. RefSeq names its product WD domain protein. The record is from RefSeq and is a predicted model, not a curated record. Bases 1 to 1605 code for a protein of 534 amino acids. Lineage: Eukaryota; Fungi; Ascomycota; Eurotiomycetes; Eurotiales; Aspergillaceae. Gene Ontology annotation, cellular component: nucleus. Gene Ontology annotation, biological process: regulation of DNA damage checkpoint. Gene Ontology annotation, molecular function: DNA binding; protein binding. The transcript is spliced from 3 exons.